CAAUCCAAAAUCCCUAAAUAAAUCAGAUCGAUUUUCUUUCCUUCCGGAUAAGGGUUCAUAUACGUGAGUACUGCAUUGUUCUUCCAGGAUUCCGGUUCUGGAUUUUGAACAACGUAGUUGCUAGUUGUUUCCGAGGAAUAUGAACAACUGGGGAAGAGAAUGGAGCUCAAAGUUGAAGUUUUUCUCAGCUCCGAUCGAAUAAUUUGGAAGUUGCAGUAGAAGUUCGAAAAGGGUUGAAAGGUUAGGAGAGGAGAGGUGAAAAGGUGAUUCCUUUUUCUUUGUUUUGUGAGUAAAGUAAAGGGAAAAGGGAAGAAGCUGAUCGCAGAAGAUCGAAGCAAAGAAGUAGAAGCGGCAGCAAAGAUAUGGCGACGCUUGUGGAGCCUCCCAACGGAGUGAGGCCGCGCGGGAAGCAUUACUAUUCGAUGUGGCAAACCCUUUUCGAGAUUGACACCAAGUACGUUCCCAUCAAGCCUAUAGGGAGAGGAGCAUAUGGGGUCGUGUGUUCUUCAAUCAACAGGGAAACCAAUGAGAAAGUGGCUAUAAAGAAGAUCAACAAUGUGUUUGAGAAUCGGAUAGAUGCUUUGAGAACUCUGAGGGAGUUGAAGCUUCUUAGGCACAUUCGGCACGAGAAUGUGAUUGCUUUGAAGGAUGUUAUGAUGCCUACCCAAAAAACCAGUUUUAAGGAUGUGUAUCUGGUUUAUGAGCUUAUGGAUACCGAUCUGCAUCAAAUUAUCAAGUCCUCGCAGCCACUUUCUAAUGAUCAUUGCAAGUACUUUAUCUUUCAGUUAUUGCGAGGUUUGAAGUACCUUCACUCAGCAAACAUCCUUCACCGAGACUUGAAGCCUGGGAACCUCCUGGUCAAUGCAAACUGUGAUUUGAAGAUAUGUGAUUUUGGACUGGCACGCACUAGUAGAGGCAAUGAACAAUUCAUGACAGAGUAUGUUGUCACCCGCUGGUACCGUGCACCUGAGCUUCUCCUCUGCUGUGAUAAUUAUGGUACCUCCAUUGAUGUCUGGUCUGUAGGAUGCAUCUUUGCUGAGAUUCUUGGCCGGAAACCUAUCUUUCCUGGAACUGAGUGCCUUAACCAACUUAAAUUGAUCAUCAAUGUCCUUGGAAGUCAGAAAGAGGCUGAUAUUGAGUUCAUUGAUAAUCCAAAAGCCAGAAGGUAUAUCAAAUUACUUCCAUACUCUAGGGGCACUCACUUUUCCCAUCUAUACCCCCAUGCUGAUCCAUUAGCCAUUGACCUGCUGCAAAGGAUGCUGGUUUUUGACCCAACGAAGAGAAUUACUGUCACAGAAGCUCUCCUGCACCCUUACAUGUCAGGACUUUAUGAUCCAAGAAGCAAUCCACCUGCUCAGGUGCCUCUCGAUCUUGAUAUAGAUGAGAACAUGGAUGAACAUAUGAUUAGGGAGAUGAUGUGGCAUGAGAUGCUCCACUACCAUCCAGAGGCUGCAUUUGCCACUCCGUAGGCAAUUCUUAAGUACUUUACAGUGCACCUACAGAACAGAAGCAAUUCCAUUAUUUCACCUAGAAGCUUGCUAUUGAGGUUAUUCCUUAGUCCUUGCCACUGCGAUUUUGUUUUAACAUCUUGUUUGUUAGUUUGAGUUCCUAAUGGUAGACAUUAUAUCACAUAACAUGUAAAUAGGAUGCUUUUAGUAUCAUGUUCUAUUUGUGAUGCAUAAUUGGCAUCAAUCUUAUAAAUGUAGAGAAACAAGAAAGGGAAUUCUCUCAU
Messenger RNA from Rubroshorea leprosula, 1732 nucleotides. Lineage: Eukaryota; Viridiplantae; Streptophyta; Magnoliopsida; Malvales; Dipterocarpaceae. The record is from the annotation of a GenBank genome assembly.